AUGGGAUGUGAAUCUCCCGCAACCGAAAGAGAGUACAGUGAACGACCGGGCUUGAGGGAGUGGAGACUCAAGCACACGCUGGGGUUUCAAGCGCCUCACCCUCGCCCUCACCCUUCAGCGAGUGUCACCACGAGCACGCUGCAAGCAGGGACUGCGUUCGCGCUGCUGCGAGCCGCAGCCAGUCACCAAGCUCUGACAGCUCUUCUGGGCGUCUCUGGCUCUGAUUCCUCGAGAUACUCGCUGUCCCUCUGCGACUGGACGAUUGCGAGCAGGAGACACGAAAAGAAAAGAAAAGAAAGAAGCACGACAGAACGUGCACUAGCGACGUCGAACGGAGCAGGGCCUGCAGAAGUACAGGCGACAAUUUGCUUGCUCUUUUGGGCUCUUCCGCGUCAAGUGGCCUGCCUCCUGGCCCUCUUGAGUCGACGAUUCACGAUGCCAGGAGCGGGCGACGCGGGCCUGCAGCUGCUGCAGCUGCACAAUCUUGUUCCGCCCGGGAGCGCCUCUGCCGAACGAAGCCUUCCAGACGAUCUGAAGCUUAUGCCGCGCCAGCACAACGACCACGAUGCUCUGUUGUAUCACCAUCAGCAGCCUGCAUGGCCGAUUGCUGGCCGCAGGCAGGACAAGACAUCUGAUACUGUGUUAGACAUCGUCGCUGCCCAGCAGUGCUGGCAGCCAUCGCGGCCGAAUAGGGGGUGCGGAACGCCAUCAGUGCCAUGGUUAUCGUGCGUCUGGCGUCUGAGCGGCAGGACUGAUUCUGCGUUUGCUCAGCUUGAGAGGCUCGCGGAUCUCUAUUCUGGUGCAUCGCCCCAAGCCAUGCUCAGACGAAUCUCAUUUGGGCCUCUCUCCAACGAUCAUGGCCAGGAGCCGCCAUCAGGUGCUUCGUAUCAUCAAACUCCCAUGGCUGUGGCUUAUUCGUGCAAGCCGGUUCCUGGCUGCAGCUGCACGCAGCACGCGGCAUCUCGAAUCACCAUGCAAUCCGUUCAGCCCACUGCCCGCGAGUGAGGGGUUGUGUUGCUUUACCCUUUCCAGCCCG
This is a messenger RNA of Lindgomyces ingoldianus, 1036 nucleotides long. RefSeq lists its product as uncharacterized. Bases 1 to 1005 code for a protein of 334 amino acids. The transcript has 4 exons. The record is from RefSeq and is a predicted model, not a curated record. Lineage: Eukaryota; Fungi; Ascomycota; Dothideomycetes; Pleosporales; Lindgomycetaceae.